AUGUUACAGUCACUGACCUCACCUCCAGGCCUGGCUCAGUCCGGCCUGGCUCAGCCCGGCCUGGGUCAGCCCGGCCUGGGUCAGCCCGGCCUGGGUCAGUCCGGCCUGGCUCCGUCCGGCCUGGCUCAGCCUGGCCUGGUUCAGUCCGGCCUGGCCAAUCCCAUCACAUCACAUUUCAGAUUGCCAUUUACUAAAAGACAGAAGAUCCAGUACGACAACAACGCCUUCAUACUGUCGGGAUGCGAACCCAUCUGCAGAGACCGGGGGAUGGAGCGGUGGGAUCUGUCCUGA
Molecule: messenger RNA, 291 nt
Organism: Knipowitschia caucasica
Lineage: Eukaryota; Metazoa; Chordata; Actinopteri; Gobiiformes; Gobiidae
Source: the annotation of a GenBank genome assembly